This is a messenger RNA of Falco peregrinus (peregrine falcon), 13004 nucleotides long. It is a transcript of the gene ABCG1, whose product is annotated as ATP binding cassette subfamily G member 1. Bases 125 to 2125 code for a protein of 666 amino acids. NCBI's taxonomy places the organism in Eukaryota, Metazoa, Chordata, Aves, Falconiformes, Falconidae. The record is from RefSeq and is a predicted model, not a curated record. The transcript is spliced from 15 exons. Gene Ontology annotation, biological process: transmembrane transport; cholesterol homeostasis. Gene Ontology annotation, molecular function: ATP binding; ATP hydrolysis activity; ABC-type sterol transporter activity. Gene Ontology annotation, cellular component: plasma membrane.
GAGGCCGCUCCCUCCCUUCCCGCCCGCCGCCCGCAGCCACGCUGGGCGGGGAGGCGACACUCGAGGGCUCCGCGCGGCGCCGGCGGAGCGGGAGCCGCCAGCAGCCGGGCGGGCAGCGGCGCACAUGGCAUGUCUGAUGGCGGCUUUCUCCCUGGGCAGAGCUUUGAACGGCAGCAAUUCUGCUUGUACCAUGGCUGAGCCAAAGUCAGUGUGUGUUUCGGUGGAUGAAGUGGUCUCAAAUGGCACAGAUAACCAAGACAUUCGGCUGAUGAAUGGACAUUUAAAAAAAGUGGACAAUACUCUGACAGAAGCUCAUCGUUUCUCCUACCUACCCCGCAGACCAGCUGUGAAUAUUGAGUUUAAAGAACUGUCAUACUCUAUCCAAGAAGGGCCAUGGUGGAGGAAGAAAGGUUAUAAGACCCUUUUGAAAGGAAUUUCAGGCAAGUUCAGCAGUGGAGAACUUGUUGCAAUUAUGGGUCCUUCAGGAGCUGGGAAGUCAACGCUUAUGAACAUUCUGGCAGGAUACAGAGAGACGGGAAUGAAAGGAGAAAUUCUCAUCAAUGGGCAGCCUCGUGACCUGCGCUCUUUUCGCAAAGUCUCCUGCUACAUCAUGCAAGAUGACAUGCUCCUUCCUCAUCUGACUGUCCAGGAAGCUAUGAUGGUAUCUGCUCAUCUGAAACUUCAAGAGAAAGAUGAAGGCAGGAGAGAAAUGGUAAAGGAAAUAUUGACAGCCCUUGGUUUGCUGACAUGUGCCAAUACGAGGACUGGGAGUCUUUCUGGAGGCCAGAGAAAGCGUCUUGCCAUUGCUUUGGAGCUGGUGAACAAUCCUCCUGUCAUGUUUUUUGAUGAACCAACCAGUGGCUUGGAUAGUGCAUCAUGUUUUCAGGUUGUCUCUCUGAUGAAGGCAUUGGCCCAGGGUGGCAGGUCCAUCAUCUGCACAAUUCACCAGCCCAGUGCUAAGUUGUUCGAGUUGUUCGAUCAGCUCUAUGUUUUAAGUCAAGGUCAGUGCAUUUACCGUGGGAAGGUAUUAAACCUAGUCCCUUACUUGAGCGAUUUGGGUUUGAAUUGCCCAACCUACCACAAUCCAGCAGAUUUUGUUAUGGAAGUAGCAUCUGGUGAAUAUGGAGACCAGAAUGGUCGACUGGUAAGGGCAGUACGGGAGAGGAUAUGUGACACAGACUACAAGAGAGAUGUUGGUGGUGAGAAUGAGUUGAAUCCCUUCCUCUGGCACCGUCCUUCUGAAGAGGAUUCCUCCUCCACAGAAGGCUGCCACAGCUUCUCUGCCAGCUGCCUAACCCAGUUCUGUAUCCUCUUCAAAAGAACUUUUCUCACCAUCAUGAGGGAUUCGGUCCUGACACACUUGCGUAUCACCUCACACAUUGGCAUUGGACUACUCAUCGGCUUGCUCUACUUAGGCAUUGGCAAUGAAGCUAAGAAAGUCCUCAGCAACUCUGGCUUCCUCUUUUUUUCCAUGUUGUUUCUUAUGUUUGCUGCGCUCAUGCCAACUGUCCUUACAUUUCCUCUUGAGAUGGGAGUAUUUCUUAGAGAGCAUCUGAACUACUGGUACAGCCUGAAAGCCUACUAUCUCGCCAAAACCAUGGCUGAUGUUCCUUUUCAGAUCAUGUUUCCUGUCGCUUACUGCAGCAUUGUGUACUGGAUGACUUCACAGCCGUCUGAUGCACUCCGAUUUGUCCUCUUUGCAGCCUUGGGAACCAUGACAUCCCUGGUGGCUCAGUCACUGGGUCUUCUCAUAGGUGCAGCCUCUACAUCCCUUCAGGUGGCCACUUUUGUGGGCCCAGUUACUGCCAUCCCAGUGCUGCUGUUCUCUGGGUUUUUUGUCAGCUUUGAUACCAUCCCAACAUACCUCCAGUGGAUGUCUUACAUUUCCUAUGUCAGAUAUGGCUUUGAAGGAGUUAUUCUCUCCAUCUAUGGACUGGAUCGAGAAGAUCUGCAUUGUGACAAAGAUGACACUUGCCAUUUUCAAAAAUCAGAGGCCAUUCUGAGAGAACUGGAUGUAGAAAAUGCCAAACUUUACCUGGACUUCAUUGUUCUUGGAAUUUUCUUCUUCUCUCUGCGCCUGAUUGCCUAUUUUGUUCUCAGAUACAAAAUUCGAGCAGAGAGGUAAAGGAAAAACAGCUAAAACAAUGCAGUAGGCAGAUCUUUAGAUAUGCAAUAGAGGGCACUUGACAUUGUCUCACUGUGGCAGGCCGGUCUCCAGUGCCCAGCUAGAUGCUGUUACAGCCUAGCCCAUAGAGAACCACAAUGGGAUAGUGGACAUACAGUGUUAAGCCAAUCAAUCCAGUUGGGUUGGGUCAUGUUUUCAUUACACUUUCUGGCUUUAACUAGGAAGAAGAAAUAGAAGGGAAUUUUACACCACAGAAUAUAAAUACCAAGGCAGUGUAACUGUAAUUUAAAGCCUGGCUGCAGGAACCUUCCUUAUGAAAACCAAUUUCAUGAUAAAGUCACUAGGAUACUAGUCCUGGUAGCCAGAGUAGUAUAAUGUCAUCUAUAGUUGACAAGAUAAUGAGAUGCAAAAUGGGGGAUGCAAAGACAAUAGAAUUCUCUCAUCUUUCUAAAUUCAGAGUUUCAUCUUUGCAAUUUUCUAUGUAUUAUUUUGCAAUUCUUUUCCACAGAAUUACCCCUUAUGGCCGAAAGCCUGUAAAUGUAUUAAUUAAUAAGGUAAAGAUAACUUUUUAAUACGGAUACUUUUUAAAAACACACUUAAAGUGAUUCAGGUCGUUAUUUUUGUUUCUGUCUAAAUUUAGAAUUCUGGUGCUUUACUUGUCGAGCUGGUCUCAUAUCUGAAAACUGUAAUGAUAGGAGGAAAAGGCAGAUUCUGAGUCUGCCCUAACCUGUGGUCUAUAUUUGGAAGCAUCAAUAGGUAGCACAGGCAGACAUGUUCAAACUGUCACUGAAUGAUUGAAAAAACAUUAUUUUGCGGUGUCUUUUAAAUCCUCAAUAUUUGUGAUAUUUAAAAUAGUAACUCUGCUUGUUAUCUGUUUGAUCUACCUCCUGCAAUUGAAAACAUCAAAGCACUCCAAGGCUCAUUUGUUCUUAAAUUGUGAAAGCAGAAUCUUUCCCUAAAGACUGAGUGAUUGUUAAAGCGUGAUGAGUGCAAGAGCUAUGCACAGCUCAAAGCUUGGCAUAUUGUAUUAAAACAUUUGUGACUGCCUCAUAUGGCAGUGUUCAUUAUAUCAGCAGCACACCACGUGUAGAACUCUUCUCAAAAUAUACAAAAUACCUUGUAAUACUGCAGGUCUGAUCAUGCCAAGCAGUUUUGUUCUCUUCCCGAAGUCUACAUUCAUGACAUGGGAAUUAAUAGCUAAUUGAUUUAAACACCAAUGAAACUGUUAAAAGAAGCAUACAUUUGUUUUGCAUAUCUCAACCUUUGUAAACUUGGCAGAAGGAAUUCCGGUUCCAAGCUGAUGUGAAUUUUGUCCCUGAUUUUCAUGGGUUUGGAUUUUCAACCCAAAACGAAGUUGUGGGACCCAUACUCAGGUUGGACACCUUGGUGAAUUUCUGUGCGAAUUCCACUACCUCCUGUCAUUACUGUGCAUUUACUGUAGUGUCACAGACUUCUGCGUCAGACCUACAAAUUAUGUAAAUGUUGUUCCUAUCAGGAUGCUGAAGUCUUGUAGAUUGGAAGCAGCUCAGUGUCAGCAAAUCAUUGAGGAGCUCAGCAGUCCAUGACAGUAGACUAGAUGAAGAGAAACCUUGCGCAUUAGCUGACCACUAGCAGUCACAGUUCACAGGCUGUUUUUGAAAACUUCAUGGCUGUGUCUGUACUAGUAAACUAAAUGGUUCCAGGGCAAGGACUGUUAGUCCUCAGACAGCUGGGGCUAAAAGGAAUGAUCCUUGUGCCAUACUAACUUCUAGGUAGAGCCCAAACAUUGUCUGGAAGACCUCUGGCUGUGCUGAGCUACAGCCGUGCUAUUUAGCAGUGAAGACAAUUGUUUCCCAGUUUUCGUGGCCCACGCCCAGGCUGUGUUUAAUUUACCAAUACAGACACAGACCGCAUGUGUCUGUUAAACACAUUAAGCGUAUGUUCUGGAAGACUUUAAGUCAAGUCACAUGUUUUAGGAAGGUUAGCUGUACUUUCCCUGAAAAUAAGAUUGACCUGUGAAAGCAAGGUCAGUCUUUACUGUAAGAAAAAAAAAAAAAAUCCUUACACAACCUCUUUGCAUAGGUUCUUGCCGUUUUUUCCCAAAAAGAGCUUUUGUACAGCUGUGCUGCUUUUCCAGGCAUAAUAACAAGCAGGUAUGGAUAUAUAAGGCUGUCUGAUAUGAGAAGUUUUAAGAAUUUUGGCUACUCUAAAUAAUGCUCAUAACUGUGAACUGUUUUAUAUAAGGCACAAGCUGAAAUCCCUUGGCACAAUGUGCCCUGAUUGUUUCAUGACUCAAAAUAUUUGCGAGUAUUACAGGCAGUUCAGAUGCUGUUUGCAAGCAGACAAAAGAGUACAUUGGCCAAAUUACUCUUUUGUUGCACACAGCUGGUCCAGCUGUAGGCUAGCUGAGUAUGAAAGAACGUGACAUCCAUGGCAUUAAAUACCUUCAGGGUUCGUCUUUUGCAUUUACCAAAUACCACAUUGAAAAUCCAUUGCAGUGUACCAAGUGAAGUAACAACUGACUGUUAAUUUACACAAUGACAAUGCUGUCUUCUCCCAUCUAGACCAAUUUAGCAGUAUGAUUUCCUUGGAUGCUGUCUUGUUUUCUGUGCCUGUUCCUCUGUUUGUAGGCUUUCUUAUUUUACCUCUUUAGUCUGCAACAUGUCCUCAUACUGUUAUAAACGGUAACAAUUAAAACAAUUUUAUUUUGGGUUCAAUCAAUUUAGGUUGAGAAACAAUAAGCAAAAACAGUGCUGGGUGCGUGGAGAACUCAAUUAGUUCCACCACACGCACACGCACGCCUGAGUCCUAAAAGCAGCAUCUUUUAUGCCCGGAUCUUGACCAAUCUCUUCUCGCCGGAUGUUCGUCCCGCUCUUUCCCCACUGGGUCGUUAGGGUACGUCUUCUCCUCCUGUUGGCUCUCCUUCGGGCUUGCUUUUCAAAGCCUCAGGGUCUUUGUCUCCUUUGGCAGGCUUUCCCUGGCGGGCUUUCCUUAUCUCCUUUGGCAGGCUUUUCUAAGCAGCGAUUGCCUCAGGGGAAGGGGGAGCUUUUACUUUGUCUCAAAGGAGAGCCACACGCGCCCAUUCAUUACAAUUGGGAUACAGGUUUUAGAUUUACACAGGGUACAACAAUUACACUUACCACACUACAUUCUAUUUUUGACAUGAAUCAUGACUGCGUUUAUCACAAUAUACUGUAACUUCAUAUUGUAUUAUGGUAGCCAAAAGUUUGGUCCUCCACUGGUGUUCCUAAGAAAAUGCAUGCUCUGAGUAUUUUUUGCCACUCCUUUUUUUGUUAGAUAUGCUUUUUCCCAGCCAUCUGCUAGCAGCAUUUAGCUGAAAGCUCCUAUUCUAAGGAACUCUUUCAGACUGUAGUAUCCCAGUAAAGAAAUAAAUUAAUUCCCUUGGAACUCAGUGCUAUACAUAGAUGAGGUAAACAUUCCUUCCCUCCUUUGCUCAAAAAUUAACUAGUAAUAUCUCUUUUGUCACUGCUGUGGGACAGAAGUAUUUGAAGUCCAUCCCAAUUAUGUUUUCAAAUACUGCAAAGAUUUUUAACAUAAUCUAGCUUGGCUUUUCUCUGUUUAUGUAUAAAUAAAUUCUAACAGGCUGGUAUAAAACACAUUCCCAGGUUAAAGGACUGGGCAUGCAUGUGCUGUAGUGUGAAGCAAGUGCAUUGUGAAGUUCUGGAGGCUUCACACAGAAGCAUAAUAAGACCAGCCAGAUUCUAAAGAUUUCAGAUCCUCAGUUUAUAUAGCCAUAUAUAAAUAGCCAUAAAGUAGCUGCAAUCAAUGCCAUUAUUACCAUUCAAACGAGUCACACACUGGCUCAAAGUUAUGUAAGAGGCUAAAAGUUUUUAGAGGUCUGUUGAAGACUGUAUGAUUUCUGUUGGGAUUGCAGGAAGACUUUAGUGUUCUGUUGGCCUCCUUGUUUUAAUGUAACUUGUUUUGACAUGUUGCUUUGAUUACUAUGUGCAUCAGUUAAGACUUUAGGUGCUUCAGAUGUUUUUUGUUGUUUUUCUUUGCGGAAACUUGCACAUAAUCUGAAGAACCCUGAAAGUCUCUAAAAAGAACUUAAAACAUUCUUAUUUACCAUUAAAUAAAAGAUUUGGAAAGCAGAUUCUCCUCACAUAAGAAAUUGAGAACAUUUUAUACAUUAAAAGGAGUAACAGAAGAAUAUCUGGUACUGAAAUCCUGUUCACUAUAUUAAGUAUUUGGAGCCCAAGGUAUCUUUUUUCAUUAAAGGAGAGGAAUAUGUAUAUAUAUAUACACAUAAUAGGCAGAGCUGGUUAUGUAUGUGGGAGAUAAUGAACACUUGGGUCCAAGUACUGAAUCUGUCAGGUGACUGGUGUUUUGAUCUACUCUUUUGUGUCAAAGUCUCUGUUGCCAGCAGAAAUGAAUGUUUCAUUAAACAUUUGUUUCUGGAAAGAAUUGUGGUAUGUACUGACUUGUACCACCCCAGUGAUCCUCACAGAGGAGGUCCUGUCUGUGCUAUUUACUCAACACUAGAUGGGUAUUUUUGACUAUUGGGGUCCUUUGAAGCCCUGUUCCAACAAAGCGCUCAAGUAUCUUAAUAACUUCUAAUAUCUGUGGUGUUUUGUGAAUCAAAGGAACAGCUAAUGUCUUUAAAAUGAAGCCAAGGCUUAAGUGCAUUGCUGGGUGAGGGCUGUAUUGCACAGGAAGACUGAGAUGUUGCCUGUCCAAACAGACUGAGAGACUGUACUGAAAAGUCCGUUUGCUUUGGCUUAGUCUCUAGUAGAUUACAGCUCUACAGUGAUCUUGAAUAGAUCUUUUUGAAUCACAAAAUACUUCAUUUGAGGGAAAGAGGAGAAGGAAAACUAAGCAUGGAGAUGUGUGUAUGUUUUUCUGUACAUUUACUGUUGCUUUGCAUAAUUGCUUUUGUUACCUGCAUAGUUUUGGUAGGGAAGAAUGAAGUUUCUAUUUUUUCUAAUUCCUGUACCAGAAAUGCCAAUCCAGGACUGCUUAACGUUUGAGCAAUGUCAGUAUUUAUUUUUACUUUACAAACUAAUCAGGAAAGGAUAUUAAUUAAUUAUUUUUCAACGUUCAGUGUUGUUGGAGAACGAUUUUAUUCUUUUGUCUCCUGCUCUGUGACAGUCAUAUUCAGGAACAAUAGCAAAGUGCAUAGGGAGAGAAUUAAGAUGCAAUGAUGAUGUUUCCAGACAGAGCUCAUCAGAAGAUGUGUGUGAAGAGGGUGCAGAUGUGUUUGUACCUCUUUCUGCACCCUGCUGCACCUUCUUCCACGUUGCCUUUGCUCACUGCGCUUCAGGUCCAGUAUCAUUUGGUGGCUCUGUGGGAGAGAGGGUCUUGUGUGUUUAUCCUGCAUAAUGCAGGAGAGCCCCCUCCGGCACCGGCACCGCAGGGUUGUUUAUCAGCUCCUUAAAGGAGUCAGGUUAGUUCUGUGGUGAGUUUCUGUUACUUGGGGGAUCUGCUCUGAUAUUCCUUGAUCUCAGUGCAGCAGAAGCUGGCUUGGAGUCUUCUUCACAGGGCUUGAGCACAGUAUUUUCUGUCCCAGUCUGGCAGUGGCUCUACUCCAGUGUAUUCUCAUUCAGGGAGAAUUUUGAAGUGCAUCAACUGUCUUGGGUUGAGUGGGGUGUAAGCACAAGCUCGAAUGCUUUCCCAAACAGAACAGUUCUCUUGACUUGUGUUUGUUUUGGGCCAGGCUUUGUCAGCUAGUAUGAACAUGGUUGAAAAGGGCAUCAGCUGCAGGAGUAGCAGCGAGGCAGAGCUUCCUUCUGUAUGCAUGGGUAGAGCUUGGGGUGCAGGUGGCCAGCCGUAGCACUGGCCUGCUUGUUAGGAUCUAGCUGUGGAGUAGGAGGAAAUUACACGCAUGCUGCUUCUAACUAUGGAUACCAUGAUUCAGCCAGUGAAAUUCAAUUCUUUUUAAUUUUCAUGAACUGGAUAGUGGUUUUGGUGAUGGUUUAUCUCACAGAACAGUAGCUGUCUGAAAAUGAGAGGCCCAGAUCAUCUAAUUUUCUCUGUAAUAAUAGGAAAUAAUAAAAGGACUCGGUUGCUGAGGCAAGCAGCUCUGAUGGUGGCACGAGUGGGAGUGGAGUGCUCCAGCACAGUGCACACAGGAUUUCCUGAAUUGGAGAAACCUCAGGGGAGCCAAAUGCUGCCAGGAUCCCUCAGCUUGCAUGAUAGCAGCUGAUGGCACCUGGGCAGGGCCAGGAGCAACAGCAGCCAGCUCCCCCCCCAAAAAAAUAAGCCCUCAGGGUGCAUGAGCAAUCAGGGUGGGCAAACAAGGCAUGGCGUAUAAGCAGUGGCACGGUGUGGCGGUUUGUGCGGCAGGGCAGGCACUGAAGCCCUGCCAGCUUGACCAGGGAGCAGUGGUAUCCACCUGGCAGAAAGCCAUGGCCUCUCUAGGCUCUGCGCCCACCGUGGCUGGCACAGCUGCCCAGACAGAGCUCUGGUGGGACCACGCAGCCAGUGCUGGGCUGCCGGCUGUGCCCUGCUCUUACGUCCAUACCGGAUGGCAGCGGUGAGCACCUCGGUGGGACGUGCGCUCGGGGAGAGCAACUCCUCCGCUUAGUGACAGAGUGCCGAGGGGAGGCGAGGAGGGUUGAGGAGUAUCAGGGAGUGGGAUUAAAAUAGACUACUGGAAUUGCACCCUGCUUUCCCCGAGACAGGCCCAACAGGCAGACAGGCGACAUGACACGGAGGACUCCCUACCCUCUCUCCACCUGGCUGAACAGGAUGACUGAAGGGAUAGGGGCAAUGGUGACAGGUUCCUGCCCAGUGCAGCAGGCGCGUCUCCUCUGUGCCUGCCCUGCCUGCCCAGGUGCCCGUGCAUAAACAGGUAUGAGGCUCUGCAAGUGGAACCAAACAGUAAUGACGGUGAUGGUUCAUCCAGUGUGGAGGUGUCGCCAAGGUUAAGUUGGCCUAUGCGCUGCGUCAAAACCGGCAUGGCACGUUUCCAUAAAGAUAAAAAGACAGGUUGUUGUAAUAGGACACUUUCCUGAGGGGAACAGAAGGCCCAACAUGCAGACCAGACCCACUUCUUAGGGAAGUCUGCUGCCUCCCUGGGGCCCGGGUUGAGAUGUGAACAGAAAGCUGCCUACCCUGGUAUGGCCUCAGGUUAUUAUGCAUUACUGAUUUUUCAGGUAGGCAGUGAUGAAGUUGCAACAAGUCUGAGGGCCCUCAAGAGAGACUUCAGGACAUUGGGACAACCAGUUAAGGGAUCAGGAGCACAGGCAGUGUUCUCCUCUGUCCUUCCAGUUGCAGGGAGUGAUGAGGGAAGAAACAGGAAGAGCCAGCAGAUCAAUACCUGGCUCCAAGCCCGCUGUCACCGGCAGAAUUUUAGAUUCUUUGAUGAUGGGUUGGUCUACACAACACCAGGCCUGCUGGAGACAGAUGGGAAACACCUGUCCCAAAGGGAGAAAAGGAUCUUUGUGCAGGAAUUAGCAGAGCUCACUGAAAGAGCUUUAAACUAGAUUUGAAGAGGGAAGGGGAUAAAACCAGGCUCACUAGAGAGAAGCCAGCAUGCUAGUGUUUGAGGGGACAGUGUACUAGCAAGGUCCCUCAGUCUGCCAUCUCAGUGGAGGUAGGGAAUAGACAUCUACAUAGCAGCAAAGACACAAGGGUCAUUGAUGUGUUAGAAACCACCGAAGCACACAAGAAUGGUCACAUAGAAAUUAAGGCCUCUCCCCUCCAAAAGGUGGCAGGGUCAGUAGCCCAGCUGAAGUACAUCUACACCUGUGCACACAGUGUGGGUGGCAAACAGGAGGAGCUGGAAGCCGUUGUGGAGCAGGAAAACCAUGACAUAGUUGCCAUCACAGAAAUGGUCUGAUGACUGUCACAACUGGAGUGCUGCAAUGGGUGGCUAUAAAAUCUUCAGAAGGCAUAGGGAAGGAACCAGAGGUGGUAGGGUACCCCUGUAUGUUAGGGAGUGUUUUGAUUGUCUAGAUUUUAAUGAUGGUGAUGAUAAGGUUGACUGUUCAGGGGUAAGAAUCAGAAAGGAGGCCAACAAGGCAGAUACUGUGGUGGGAGUCUGUUGUAGACCACCCAGUGAAAUAUUCUAUAAGCAGCUGGGAGAAGUCUCACAAUCACUAGUCCUUGUUCUCAUGGGAGAUUUCACCUUACCAGAUGUCUGCUGGAAAUACAAUACAGUGGAGAGGAAACAGCCUAGGAGGUUCCUGGAGUGUGUGGAAGAGAAACUUACUGACACAGCUGGUGAGUCAGCCAGCUAGGGAAGGCGCCCCGCUGGACAUGUUCUUUGUGAACAGAGAAGGACUUCUGGGUGAAGUGAUGGUUGGAGGCUGUCUUGGGCAUAGCGAUCAUGAAAUGAUGGAGUUUUCGAUUCUUGGAGAAGUGUGGAGGGGGCUCAGCAGAACUGCUGCCUUGAGACUUAUGGAGGGCUGACCUUGGCCUGUUGAGGAGACUGGGUGACAGUGUCCUUUGGGAGGCAGGCCUGGAGGGCAGAGGAGUUGAGGAAGGCUGUGCACUCUUCGAGAAGGAAAUGUUAAAGGGUGCAGGAGCUGGUGAAGGGUCUAAAGCACAAGUGUUACGAGAAGUAGCUGAGGGAACUGGGGUGGUUUAGUCUAGAGAAAAGGAAACUCAUGGGGGACCUGAUCGCUCUCUACAACUACCUGACAGGAGGCUGUAGGCAGCAGUGUAUUGGUCUCUUCUCCCAAGUAGCAAGCGAUAGGACAAGAUGAAAUGGCCUCAAGUUGCAGCAGGGGAGGUUUAGAUUGGGUAUUAGGAUAUUAUUGGAUAUUCCUGCCAAAAGCAGGAAUAUUAGAAAACAUCAACGCUGGUUUUGGCAGUAGCUAGCCUUAGGCUCUUCCAGAGCAGGUUGACUGUGGUAGAUAACUGGUCUGCAUUUCUGCAGAGGGGAUCUCGGUGGUAGCUGCAGAGAUACUGUCCCACAUUAUGUUCUUUUUGAGAAAAUUAUCUUCUCGUGUAUCCAUUUUCCUUCCAGAACAGCCUAAUAGGCUGCAGUUGCUCAGGAAUUUCUUUCCUUUCGUUCUGUACUGAAAGCCAUUUAUAACAUACGAUAAUUUGAAAAGCUGUUGGGAACUAGAAGGAGGCAGAAAAUGACACUGUCAUGUCCUCUGAAACAGUUUGUGACAGGCUGAUCAUUGCUGUGUGCAUGACGCUGCCACACAGCACUAGUGAGUGCAUAAAUUAACUGCUGAGUGUCACCAGAGUUAAUCAUGAGCUCUGCUAUUCAUGAACAGAGGUAGUAGCAUUUUCAGGGGUCAGCUUCUACUGUCCAGUUCUUAAAUACCUGUUUUCACAAUAUAUAAAGAGGUCGUUGUAAUGUAUCCCACUGAGUAGUUUUUGUAACCCCAGAUAAUCAUUCUGCAUAUUACCUGUCCAAAAGUUGCAGGUUGAGCCUGCAAAGCAUAAGAAGUUUCGUGUUCUGUGCAUAUGUUAGCAUAUUUCUGUUUCUGUACACAUUUCAUGUAGAGUUUGGGAAGGAGUAAUGGUACUGUAGAGCAUAAAAUCUAGCUUCAGUGUUUUUAUUCUUUUGAAAUCUUACACUGAACCAUAACUUUAUGCAGUUGUCAACUGUAGAACUUUCAAGAGAUUUAGAUUUCUGUUGAGACCCAUUGCCAGCACAGUAAAAAAGAUGACCAGUCAAAAUAGGUAUCCUUUGGCACAAUAAAUCUCCAUGGUCCAGCCUGCGAGCCUGCAUUCUCUGCAUUAUUUAUGCCUUCAAGAUACAGCAAGAUUUUAUCGACCCAUUUUCUUGCUGGGGGCCUCCAUGGAACUCAGCCCUUGCCUACCAGUUGCAUGUGUCCUUCUUACUGGAUAUUUGUGGUUGCUGUCCACAUGGGGUGUAAAAAUGAGCUGCUUGGGAACAGUGCCGAGGUAGUUAGAGGUGAAAGGAUGACUUUUAGAUGUCUUUGAGCUACUGAAUACCUAAUGUGCUGGAUCUAUGGGUGUGCUUUACUGUUUCAAGAAGAAAAAUAAUCUGAAAUGUCUUUUUAAGCAGAUCGCAAGGCAACAUGGAAGUCUUUACUUUUACGGUUGUUGGGUUUUUUUACUUCAGCGGCAUCUGUGAUGUCUUUUUUUCUGACCCCAUUGUAGCUUAUUUUAAUAGCCUGUUGAGGGUAAUCAUUAUACAAACUCCUUUCUAUUACUUCUGAAAAACAGCUUCCCUGGCCUCAAUAAUUGUACCCGCCUUUACAAAUGUGAAUUAGUUGUUGAGCAAUUUUUAAAACAAAUGGGAAAAAAUGCACUUAAAUUACAUUACAAGUAAAUUAUAUUUAAGGUGAAGACUACAUCGAUAUAUCUAAAAAGAAGACAAGUCCUGCAGUGCAGCCAAGCCUUUACCUGUUUAGUAAAGAGUUGUGAAAUAUCUUACCUGAGUCAGCUGACCUUGUUGUGAGAUACUGCCCAUGAAUCUGUUACUGAAUUAUUUAACAUUUGUUCUUUUGUUUUUAAAGCAAGAGUCAAUGCAAGGUAUCAUUUUAAAUCAGCGUGCUAAAGUGUGCAUAUUCUGUAUAUCUAAUAUGUCAUUGUUGUCUCUUGUUUCUGUAAUGCAUUCGCAUUACUAUGAAUCAAUUUUAUUAGGCUUCUCUAGAGACUAUUGCUGCCUGCACGCUGUGAUAUAUUUGCACUGUUGUAGAUAUAUAUAUAAAAAUACAUAUAUAUAAUUAUAUUAUAGAAACCAUGUCUUUUUCAGGUUGCUUGUUACCUUUGUAGUUUAUGCUUACUGGUACAGUGGACCUGAGUAAAAAUGUGGGAUGUGGGGCAUUCUGAUGAUACGUUACAAUGAUAGAGAAAUCUUUGUAUAUUUCUGUAUACUUAAUACCUGUAAGAAGAGAUUUGUAUGUGCAUUAUUUUCCAAACUAGGGCUUUGUUUUCUGAGACUAGAGAACAUUUAUGAUAAUGUAACGAUCAAAAAAAAAAUCAAAUAAAGUGUUACUAUUUUCAGACA